AUGUUCAGUAAUAGCUCAACAUCAGCGCGAAUGAUCCAAACCAUGGACCAGAAUGAGAAGUUCAUCUGGGAGACGUUCAAAACCCCAGGCUCAAGAGCAUGCUGCAAUCCCCUCUACCUCCAGAUGCGGCUAGAGGGACAGUGCGAAGCAUGUUACCCAACACCGAAUGCAGAGUACAAUCACCAACAGAGGUGCCAGGAACGGACCCCCACAGGAUUUCGGGGACACCUAUCAAACUCCAACUCCGAACAAGACAGGGUUUUUAUCGGCCACUGUCCAGAUAUUAUCUGCAACAUGCAUGGGCUCAAGCCGUCCUCGCUGAUUGUUCAUUCAUCAUCUUCACCUGUGGCGCCUGUGAACGGAUUGGAAUACGCCAAAGAGAGACCCAGACACUCUAUCUCUCAGACGCAAUCAAUCCAAACAGCUGCACAAAUCCUCCUUAUCGAAAACUUCAUCUUGGUCUUCAUCUAG
Cyclocybe aegerita is the source of this 471-nucleotide messenger RNA. The record is from the annotation of a GenBank genome assembly. Lineage: Eukaryota; Fungi; Basidiomycota; Agaricomycetes; Agaricales; Hemipholiotaceae.